UUGAUUUGGAACGGUGUCAUCCGACCCAGCCUUUCCGUUGUCCAGGCGAGAAAACCAUCUGCAUUUCCAUCCAGUACUUGUGUGACGGUGCUCCAGACUGUCCCGAUGGAUAUGAUGAAGACCUCCGGCUAUGCACUGCAGCCAAAAGACCACCAGUAGAAGAGACAGCAAACUUCUUGCAAGCUUUGUUAUCUAACCAUGGCCCCAACUACUUGGAAAAGCUUUUUGGAACUAAAGCUCGUGAUGCUCUCGCUCCAUUAGGAGGCGUGUCAAAAGUAGCUGUAGCUCUGUCAGAGAGUGAAACUCUAGAUGACUUUGGAAAAGCGCUUCAUUUGAUGAGAUCUGAUCUGGAGCAUUUAAGAAACGUUUUCAUGGCGGUGGAAACAGGAGACAUGAGCCUUUUGAAAUCGUUGGGAAUCCGAGAUUCUGAAUUGGCCGAUGUGAAAUUCUUCCUCGACAAGCUCGUUAGCACUGGAUUUAUGGACUAAAUUAUCUCACGAAUUCACAAAAAUCAAAAAAUAAAUUAAAAGAAGAAAAAAACUGACGGUACAGUUGCAUCGAAAUUGAAUGAAAUCUUAACUUCCUUCUUUUGUGUACGAUUAUUUUCACUAUCGUCUGCUGUUAUGUAGCAUUUUCAAUUUACGAUUAAUCGAUAUAUGUAUGGGAGUAAACUGUAAACAAAUAAAUAGAAAAGAAUAAAAUAUUUAAAAUAUUAACUUGUCUAAAAAUUUAUUGUAAUUAAAAUAAUGAAAACUUUUAAAUUUAUUCUUCUUUAUAGUAUUAUUUUUUUUACAUU
This is a messenger RNA of Stegodyphus dumicola, 796 nucleotides long. RefSeq names its product IDLSRF-like peptide. The record is from RefSeq and is a predicted model, not a curated record. Gene Ontology annotation, molecular function: protein binding. NCBI's taxonomy places the organism in Eukaryota, Metazoa, Arthropoda, Arachnida, Araneae, Eresidae.